GGGAAUGCUUGAUUGAAGGGGCUCCCUGGGACAUUUUCGCACCUCGACAUAGGCAACAAAGAGGCAGGCAGGCUCGUCAUCAAAAUGGCAACCGAGACAAUCACACGCCCAGCAUUUCUGUCUUUACCGAAAUGGAACCAGGUUCCCGAAACCACACAUGAAUUGGACUGGGCCGACUUGGUAACCCUAGACCUUAGCAAGUUUGAUCAACCUGGGGGCAAACAAGAGUUGGCAACCCAGCUUUUCGAUGCCGUGAAUAGAAUAGGUUUCUUCUACAUCAUCAACUUUGGCCUUACGCAGGAAGAGGUCGACCGCCAAUUCAGCCUGUGCAAGCAGGUCUUCAACCUGCCUACGGAGGAGAAGCUCAAGUACCGCGCCGACCUCGAGAACGGCGGGUACAACGGGUACAAGCCGCUCGGGAUCCGCGAGAUCAAGAACGGCGUCAAGGACAACACGGAAAUUUACAACAUCCCCAAGUUCACCCCCGACUACGAGCGGGCGCACCCGGCCAUCGUCCAGGAACACUGGGACGAGAUCCAGUACUUUGCCAAGCACAUCCACUUCCAGAUUGUGCGGAAGCUGCUCGUGCUCUUCGCGCUGGUGCUGGAGUUGCCCGAGGACUACUUUUUGAAGAUCCAUCGCUACGAGGAGAAGAAGAGCGACUGCCAUUUCCGAUACAUGAAAUACCACCGCCGGUCGCCGGAGGUCAACCAACAGUUGGAUAACGUGUGGGUAAAAGGACAUACCGACUUUGGAAGCUUAACCCUCCUUUUCAGACAACCCGUGGCGGCCCUGCAGGUGCGCACGCCCGAGGGCGAGUGGAAAUACGUGAAGCCGUACCCGGAGAGCAUCACGGUCAACAUCGCCGACGUGCUGCAGUUCCUGACCAACGGGUUCCUGAAGUCCAGCAUCCACCGCGUCGUGGCGCCGCCGCCGGACCAGGCCGACGUCGACCGCCACGGCGUCCUGUACUUUGUGCGGCCCGAGGACGACACCGAGCUGGUUCCCAUCCAGGGCAGCCCCGUGCUCGAGAGGCUCGGGUACGACAAGGCCCUGGACCCGGCCACCGUGGGCUUGACCGCCGGGGAGUGGGUGAAGGCCCGGGUCGCGAAGAACGUCAGUCGUGUGGGUAGGGAGGAGGAGAGCAUCAUCAAGGGUGUCAAGGCGAGGUACUAUGACUGAGGAAGAAAGAGAGCUGUGGGUGGACUGAGGACAUGGUAUUCUGCGGAGAUGUCGAGUGUUGCAGCUGAAAGAGGAGCUGGAGAUCAACACCACCGCUAGAAGAGUCACUUCCACGAUUUACACCUCAAGUUUCGGGGAGACUGAUAGUCACCAAGCAGAAAGUACCUUACUCGUCGCAAAUCAACAACGAGAUCUCAAAGCUC
Messenger RNA from Cladophialophora immunda, 1385 nucleotides. RefSeq lists its product as uncharacterized. Gene Ontology annotation, molecular function: dioxygenase activity. The coding region runs from base 85 to 1182 and encodes 365 amino acids. NCBI's taxonomy places the organism in Eukaryota, Fungi, Ascomycota, Eurotiomycetes, Chaetothyriales, Herpotrichiellaceae. The record is from RefSeq and is a predicted model, not a curated record. The transcript is spliced from 5 exons.